Messenger RNA from Numida meleagris (helmeted guineafowl), 600 nucleotides. RefSeq names its product myelin-oligodendrocyte glycoprotein-like. NCBI's taxonomy places the organism in Eukaryota, Metazoa, Chordata, Aves, Galliformes, Numididae. The record is from RefSeq and is a predicted model, not a curated record.
CUCCAGCACAGAUGCGCUUUGGAUCAGGCUGCAAACACAUCACUUCCACCCUCCCCUGGAGGAGCCUCCUGCCUCAUCUCCUGGCUCUGCUCCUCCUCCGCCCGGGAUCAGCCCAGAUCAGGAUGGUGGCACCCAGCCUCCGUGUCACUGCCAUCGUGGGACAGGACGUCGUGCUGCGCUGCCACUUGUCCCCUUGCAAGGAUGCACGGAGCUUGGACAUCAGAUGGAUCCAGGACCGGUCCUCUGGGAUAGUGCACCACUACCAAGAUGGAGAGGAUCUGGACCAGAUGGAGGAAUACAAAGGGAGGACGGAACUGCUCAGGAACGGUCUGUCUGAUGGAAACCUGGAUUUGCGCAUCACUGCCGUCACCUCAUCCGAUAGCGGCUCGUACAUCUGUGCUGUGCAGGAUGCUGAUGGCUAUGCAGAUGAGAUGGUGAACCUGGAGGUGUCAGAUCCCUGUUCCCCAGUUGUCCAUCCCUGGAUGGUGGCUCUGGCUGUGGUCGUCACACUUCUGCUUGGGUCAUUUGUCAUCAUUGUUUUUCUGCAUAGGAAGCGAGCGGCACAGCGCAGAGAGCUGAAGAGAAAAGAUGCACAGUUGG